Messenger RNA from Dacryopinax primogenitus, 1652 nucleotides. RefSeq lists its product as uncharacterized. Lineage: Eukaryota; Fungi; Basidiomycota; Dacrymycetes; Dacrymycetales; Dacrymycetaceae. Gene Ontology annotation, cellular component: cytoplasm. Gene Ontology annotation, molecular function: protein binding. Bases 1 to 1527 code for a protein of 508 amino acids. The transcript has 6 exons. The record is from RefSeq and is a predicted model, not a curated record.
AUGUCGCUCGGGAAACUCCGCAAAUGGGGCAAAGGCUUUGCAAAAGACCUAAAAGGACCAGACUCUCCCCGUUCCCCAUCACCCGCUUCCUCACCUCGAUCCCCGCCCGAGAUGGAGCUUUCAUCAGCAUUCGACGACGACCUCCUCGCGCUCGAUUCUGACCUCCAACUCCGCCGUCGCGGGCUAGAAAGGCUCGUGCUCGUCUCCCAGGCCUAUACUCGCGCCUUCUACAAGCGUAAGGACCUGCCCGACCCUGCCGCUCCGCUGUCAAGUAUAGGAGGGAUGAAGAAGCUCAAUCCUCAGGAAUCCCUUGCUCUCCAUUUGCAGGCAUACGGGGAUGCGCACGGGGAGACGCCGUUUGGUCGUGGGAUGGCAGCGUAUGGACGGGCGAGGGAGGAGGUGUAUGUCGCUUGGCGAGAAUGGGGCAAACGAUGGGCUGAGGGAUGGGAGGGCGCGUUGGAGAGCGGGCUGGGGAUGGUCAAGGAGGUUCAGGGCAUGAGGAAAGGGCUCGAGAAGAAGAGACAAGCGCACGAGACGAGCGUCAAUCGACUCCAGCGAGCAAAGGAAAAGAACGCGGAAGCGAUGGAAGAUGAUGUUUCGCGUUCCUAUUCGGCGUACGAAACAGCCCUGAGCACCGUCCAGUCCCGCGUGCUAGAGAUCGAAGAAUUCGAGCAGUCCCUCCUUGCCCGAACCGUCCAGCUCGUAGAGGAAGAACUCGAGUUCGUAGCCGUAUACCGGGACGCACUCACAAGUGUCAAGGACCAGCUUUUAGCGGAAGGGAUCGCCGAUCACAGGACAAGCAUGCCCAAACGCUCUUCGCGCGCUUCUCUCGCUCCUAUCCCACCCUUCGGACGUCGUCUCUCCGCCCGAUCGCUACAUUCCUCUCACUCCCUGCACUCCCUUUCCCCUUCCAUCUCCCUCUCCUCGGAUUGUACCUCCCCCGCCCCAUCAACCUACCACCAACGUGCGCACUCCCAUACCUUGAAGAGGGAGGGCAGCCGUAGAUGGGGCGGCGAGACAGGCUGGGCAGAGGUCGCUGCCGAACCGCCAGAAGAGGACGAGUUGGCGGAACAUGAUCCCUCAAACUGGAAACCGAGCAAUACAAUGGUGGAUCCUCUCCGUCCCCCACUCCCACGAAAGCCGCCAUCAAGACAUUCCUCCCUAGGCAAACUUCAGAUCCCGCCGCGUACGCCCCCGAGAUCUGCACCCCUUCUGGGCCAAUCAACAGCCCGCCGGAAAUCGUUGAUCCAGACGGACGAGUCCGAUGGAGGACCGGACGAAGAGGCGAGCGAUGCGGACCUCCCAGGUGGGGCAGGGGACCGUCAGCCCUUGUCGGCGGGGACGACCCGUGCGCCUGCGUUGCCCCCCAGCCUGCCGCCGCGCCGCGCUCAGAGCUUGAGGGUCCCCCCACCUACACCGCCUAGGAACGGAGGAUAUGCGGCCUCGAUCGGGGCUGGAUCAAGAAAGGAAAGGGCAGAGGAGGCCGUCAAGAGCCCGUUUGAUACUACGGAUGAGAGCGAUGCGUAGUUGCUGAAGUUGCCCGCAGAGGUGUGUGAAGAGACUGCCUGGACUAUGUUUUUCUUUUCUUGAGGCGGUCAGACACCCGUUGUUGAAUGUUAUGUAUGCUGCUAGGUAAAAGAAUGAAAUAUCCG